Messenger RNA from Schistocerca cancellata (South American locust), 987 nucleotides. Its product is annotated as gamma-interferon-inducible lysosomal thiol reductase-like. The record is from RefSeq and is a predicted model, not a curated record. Bases 71 to 805 code for a protein of 244 amino acids. NCBI's taxonomy places the organism in Eukaryota, Metazoa, Arthropoda, Insecta, Orthoptera, Acrididae. Gene Ontology annotation, molecular function: oxidoreductase activity, acting on a sulfur group of donors, disulfide as acceptor. The transcript has 6 exons.
GUGUUGCUGACGGACGGACACUCACGUACGAGCGGCAGGCAGUCUGCGAAGACAGCUUGCGAGCGCCAGCAUGACCGGCGCCGUCCUCUUCUUCAUCGUCGUUAUCGGCUGGGUCGUGCUGCUCUACAUGACGUUCAGUUCAGGUGUUUCCUUCAUUCGGAUCACCACCUACGAAUCAAGAAGUGUACCUGAAGAGAAGAAGCGAGAGGUGAUUCCUGUAGACGUGGCUGUCUACUACGAAACGCUGUGCCCUUAUUCCAGGGAAUUCAUAACCAGCAAGCUGCUGCCUGCCUUCCUCAGAGCCCCGGAACUGAUGAACCUUUCGCUAGUACCGUACGGUAAUGCAGAGACGAAGGUGACUGCCGAGGGGUACGAGUUUAGCUGCCAGCACGGAGUGAGGGAGUGCCAGGGGAACAAGAUACACUCGUGUGCUGUGGACCUGCUGGGCGAGCCGACGUCGCAGCUGCAGUUCGUGGCCUGCACGAUGCGCGAGGAGGACGAUCCAGUGGAGAGCGGCCGCGAGUGUGCACGCAGUAUGUACAUUGAGUGGGAGCCGAUUAUGGACUGUGCGGAAGGACGGCUUGGGAAUGAGUUGCUGUACGCUAACGGCGUGAGGACGAGGUCCGUGAGGCCCGAGUUGAAGGGGGUGCCAACUAUCACACUCAACGGGAUUCGACAAACGACAACUGUGGUGUGGAAUGAUUUGCUGGGGGAAGUCUGUAAGCUGUUUGUGGAUCCCAAACCCGAAGAGUGCCUCAAGAGACCAAUACAUGACGUCAAGAAUGCUACUAGUGGCGUCUAUUGAUCUAGGAGACACGACACGUUCGCAGCUUCUCCAGCGAACUCAACACGUUUGUCGCAAUCUGAGUCAGAGGUCGCAAAUAAUUAGUCAAACUGCAGAGACUGACAACAUAAAUGAAUACAUAAAUUAUAAUAUUGAAUGUAAAAGUCAGAAGAGUGAAAUAAAAGUUGUUGGUACAGUAUUAA